AGAAUCGAGGAUGCCACCAAGCGAUAUGCCUGUGAAAACAAUAUAUGCGAACGUGUAAAUUUAGAGACGGAGAGAGAGAGAUUCAAAGGCGUCCAUUCUUUUUCCCGUAAACGAGGACUUUUAUAGAACAAGAGAUUGAACAAUAUUUUACUCAUUCAUUGGAUUCUUUUGUGGAGAAUACCACUUGUUCUUCAAUUGUUUCUUCUCUCUGUGAGGACGCGCUGUAAAGGGAUUUUUUUUGGUUUGCUGCUGGGAUCAGGCUGUCAAUUUUUUGGACAGCCUGAUUUUGAGGUCUUCAACACAAAACGUUUACCCAUAAAUCGGUGGAUGCAAAAUUUUGUUUCUAGGUUUUGUGGGUAGACGAUAAUUCUUCGACACAUUCUUGGCCAUCCUGUUUUUCAUCAUGGCUUCCUUGUCUGGAAUAUUUCAGAGGCCGGUAAUUGCAGCCUCUGCAGUUGCAAUAGCCUCUAUUUCUGCUGACUUUCACGAUAAACUGCGGCCUUCCAGUUCAUCAGAGACCUGUAAUUCCUUGCAACAAUCCUAUCCUUCUGUCUGUGAGUCAUUACAAGAAACAAGUUCGUCUUGGGUGUCCCAGAUAUCUGUUUCCAAGUUAAUGGAUUUGUCUUUUAUCACUAAAAUUCGCACGCCUGUGCCUAAUGUAAGAAUAUCAUUUCCUAACACUGGACCUAAUUGUUGUUCUAUGGUGUCUUCUCCUGUUUUCCUCAAUUUGUAUCAGUCUGCUGAGUUAGCAAAAACUGCCAAACCAUUGUCCUUUUCAUACACUCUUCCUCCAUUGUCAUCGGAUGUUUCAUAUAGAUGGCAUUUGCCAGAGCCAAACUCCAUCGAUGUGUCUGGGGUUUCUGAUUGUUCAUCGGCAAAAUCUAGGACGGUUGUGGUUUUGCUUGGAUGGUUAGGAGCGAAGCAGAAGCAUCUCAAGAGAUAUGCAGAAUGGUAUACCACAAGAGGGUUUCAUGCCAUUACAUUUACUUUCCCGAUGAAUGAGAUACUCAGUUAUCAGGUUGGGGGGAAAGCUGAGCAAGAUAUAGAAUUGCUUGUGAACCAUCUUGCUGAAUGGCUGGAAGAAGAGCACGGAAAGAAUUUGGUUUUUCACACAUUUAGCAACACAGGAUGGCUAGCUUAUGGAGUCAUCUUGGAAAAGUUUCAGAACAAGGAUAUCACACUAGCGGGAAGGAUUAAGGGCUGUAUCGUGGAUUCUGCUCCUGUGGCAGCCCCUGAUCCACAGGUCUGGGCUUCUGGAUUUUCUGCUGCUUUUUUGAAGAAGCAUAGUGUUGCAACUAAAGGUUUCACAAGCUUAAGUGAAGCAAAAGCAGAGGCGACUGAUGGAAGUAGAAAUGUUGUCGAAGCCAAGCCUGCAUUAACUGAAGCAGCUCUUCUACUUGUGCUAGAGAAGUUCUUCGGGUUGGUUUUGAAUUAUCCUUCAAUAAAUAGGAGGCUUUCUGAUGUGUUGAGUGUACUGACACUCCAGCAACCAAGCUGUCCACAGCUAUACAUUUAUAGCUCUGCCGACAAAGUUAUUCCUGCGGGGUCUGUCGAGUCCUUCAUAGAGAAGCAGCGGAGGAGUGGACGUGAGGUCAGAGCUUGUAACUUCAUUUCGACUCCCCAUGUCGAUCAUUUCCGGAAUGACCCUAAAUUGUAUUCUUCGCAACUCACCAAUUUUUUGGAGGAUUGUGUGCUCACUUGUUGCUAACAUUCUUCCUUAAUAGCAUACUAAUUUUUUAAUACAUUUCAUGACCUAAAUAAUCCCAUACACAUAGGUAAAUAGAUGUGGCUUUAAAAGCUUCUGUCCUUUAUUCUUUUGGGGUGUAAGAUUGUCCCUGUACCAUUUAACACUGUACAUGUUUCUUAAUAUUAUUUCCAUAUCAAAAUGCACUUGCUUAUAUUGAUUUAAUGAGAGUAGCUGUCUUGCUUGUUGCAGAAAGUGCGUGUACUUGAAGUAAUUUGCUAUUAUGCUAAAUGUCAAUUGAUUAA
Molecule: messenger RNA, 1989 nt
Organism: Olea europaea var. sylvestris
Lineage: Eukaryota; Viridiplantae; Streptophyta; Magnoliopsida; Lamiales; Oleaceae
Product: transmembrane protein 53-like
Exons: 6
Coding region: 404-1708 (434 amino acids)
Source: RefSeq, a predicted model, not a curated record